UCAUUGCGCAGGAUGUUGUCAUCACCGAUGCGCGUGUCCGUCUGCGCGCACUCGUGGGUUCCGUGCGUCAUGGCCGCCGUCAGCUGCGCAAGGCUCCUGUCACCGGGAUCCGUUCACGGACUGCGGCUCGGUUCUUGGCUUCUUCCGGCUCUGAGCCGAGUGUCUCAGGCGCGCCGCCACAGGCUCGGUCCCGCCGAUGACGAGCUCUACCAGAGGACCACAGUGUCGCUCCUGCAGAAGGAAGGGGGAGGAGCCGUCAUCUACAGCUACAGCCCGCGCGGAUUCAACAUCAGCGGGAACAGAGUGAUGGGACCCUGCGCCGUGCUGCCCCCUGCCGUCCUGCAGUGGAACGUGGGUCAUCACACAGACAUCACAGUGGAGAGUUUGUCUCUGUUUUAUCUGCUGGAGCCACGCAUCGAGAUCCUGGUGCUGGGGACGGGGGCUCGUACGGAGCGUCUGGAUACAAGCGUGCUGGACUUCCUGAAGAAGAAGGGCAUCGCUGUGGAGGUUCAGGACACGCCAAACGCAUGUGCGACGUUCAACUUCCUGUCCAGCGAGAGACGGUUAGCAGCGGCCGGCCUGAUCCCUCCUCCUGCGGCCGAGUAACAGAGAACUCUGGGAAACCAUGUCACAUGAUCAAUGUGUGUGUGUGUGUGUGUGCAGAGAGAAUAAACACAGAUUCAAGGUGUUAUUACACGAGUGUGUGUGUGUGUUGGUCUGUCUCUGUCCUCUGUGAGAACGGCUCAGUCUGAGCUCGUGUGUGUGAUCAGACACAAACACACUCUCUUCAUCGCGAGCACGUCUUUAUUAGCUCCACAUCACGUCUAACGUUUAUUUGUGUAAAUCUCAGGUGUGGACGAGUCUAAACUUUGAUAAAGAAUUUCUCUGGAUUU
Molecule: messenger RNA, 893 nt
Organism: Carassius auratus (goldfish)
Lineage: Eukaryota; Metazoa; Chordata; Actinopteri; Cypriniformes; Cyprinidae
Product: NADH dehydrogenase [ubiquinone] 1 alpha subcomplex assembly factor 3
Exons: 5
Coding region: 13-606 (197 amino acids)
Biological process (GO): mitochondrial respiratory chain complex I assembly
Cellular component (GO): mitochondrial inner membrane
Source: RefSeq, a predicted model, not a curated record